AACCUUGUCGCAUCUGUAUGUUUUUGUCGACUUAUCAAAAUCAACGCACGCGCUGGCUAUUUGAAUUGUCUGAACGGACAAGGUAUUUUCGUGAGCAAGAUUUAGUCAUACUCGUGAGCUUAGAUUAAACGAACGUCGUGUGGUUAGCGGAACAAUGAAUAGCUGUGUGGCGAUUGGAGUCCUUCUGGUACUGGUCCUCCAGUACGGAGUGGUCCGGGUGAACGGUGAUAGCAGCGACAGCGACAGCAGCAGUGGAGAGAAAAAUCACAAGUACUCCACGACGGAGCACAAGUACAAUUACCCCGCAUAUCCUGGUCCGGGCUAUAUGCCCCCAAAUCCAUACAAUAUGUAUCCAUAUCAAAUGCCGUAUCCUACGUAUCCUGCUUAUCCGCCAAUGGGUGGCUACCCUUCAUAUCCCUACCAUCCAUAUAUGCCGCCACCACCACAACAACUGCCGCAACAGCCUCCUCCACCGCCCAUGUAUCCCCCCGCCCCGAACGGAUAUCCAGGCGGCUAUCCACCACAGGCGGGUCCUGGACAGAAUCCGGCUAACAACCCAAAUGCGAUCCCCAACCAGCCGCAACCACAGCAGCCUGCUCCCGGCCCAGGAACAGGGAAUGCCCCAAACUAUCCUCCAGGCGGCUCGAGCGUUAUUAACCACUCCCUUAAGGUCAACAAGGAAUACAAUGAGGACGGACACCACAAAUCUUCCACGUAGUCGUAGUCGAGAUACCAUGUUACAUGAAAUUUUGAACAUCGGUUUGGGCCUCAAGUUUCAAGUCGACGUUCAAUACAAUGUAGCAAAGUCCAAUUAAAUAUCUUUAAAUAUCUCCAAAAAAAUCUUUGGUAAAAUAAAAGAAAGAACUCUUCUCUUACUAUUUCAA
Messenger RNA from Drosophila erecta, 884 nucleotides. Its product is annotated as proline-rich proteoglycan 2. Bases 155 to 718 code for a protein of 187 amino acids. The record is from RefSeq and is a predicted model, not a curated record. The transcript has a single exon. Lineage: Eukaryota; Metazoa; Arthropoda; Insecta; Diptera; Drosophilidae.